This is a messenger RNA of Mus caroli (Ryukyu mouse), 4014 nucleotides long. It is a transcript of the gene Pus10, whose product is annotated as pseudouridine synthase 10. The record is from RefSeq and is a predicted model, not a curated record. NCBI's taxonomy places the organism in Eukaryota, Metazoa, Chordata, Mammalia, Rodentia, Muridae. Gene Ontology annotation, molecular function: pseudouridine synthase activity; RNA binding. Gene Ontology annotation, biological process: tRNA pseudouridine synthesis.
UUCAGUUCUGGCACCUGUCCAAGAUGCAUCUUCAGAUUCUGUGGUGUGGAUCUUCCCGCACCUUACAAACACCCAUCCAAGAUGAAGCGACUGAAACCCAGAGAGGUUAAGCAGUCCUGCCCAAAGUUAAACAGCUUUUAAAUGAGGAAACUAUGAAUUAAACAGUGUGUCUGAAUCCAAAGCCUAGAAUUUGGAGCUAGAAGAUGUGGAUUUGAAUCUCAGUUCCACCACUGUUCAGCUUCAGUUUACUACUGUGUACAUGGAUAUGGUGACUCCUACCUCACGGGAUUUUAAGGGAUGUUAUCAAUUAUUAAGAGUUGCUCAAAGAGCUACAAAAAUUUCUAGAACCAGAAAAACCGGAAUUAAUUUUAGAAGCUCCAAACCCACCAUUGAAGAAAAUUCGUCUACAUGAAGAUGGGAUUGAUAAUUUGAGUGAAGAUGGAAAGGAUGGAGUCUCUGUUAUUGAAGACGAAAGCAUGGCUGAGAAGCCUUCAAAGCUGAGAGUGUGCAAUGUUUGCUUAGGAAUUCUUCAGGAAUUCUGUGAGAAGGGGUUUAUUACGAAGGUGUGCCAAAAGGUUGAAGCCUCUGGGUUUGAAUUCACCAGCAUGGUUUUAUCUGUCUCCUUCCCACCGCAGCAGUCUGUGAGAGAGCAUGCUGCAUGGUUGCUGGUAAAACAGGAAAUGGGAAAGCAGAGUCUGUCCCUGGGAAGAAAUGAUGUAGUCCAGCUGAAAGAAGCCUACAAGUGGAUAACUCACCCCCUGUUUUCAGAGGAGCUGGGCGUUCCCACUGAUGGAAAGAGCUUGUUUGAAGUGAGUGUGGUCUUUGCUCAUCCAGAAACAGCUGAAGAUUGCCAUUUCCUAGGUGAAGUUUGCCCAGAUUGUUUCAAGCCAGCUAAAAAUAAACAGUCGGUAUUUACCAGAAUGGCAGUUUUGAAAGCUUUGAAUAAGAUAAAAGAAGAAGACUUCCUCGUGCAAUUUCCUUGUCUCCCAAACUCACCGAAGACUGUAUGCACUGUCCUUGAAGUUGAGUGCACUCAUGGUGCUAUUUUUGUCGCUGGCAGAUAUAAUAAAUACUCCAGGAAUCUACCACAAACUCCUUGGAUAAUUGAUGGAGAAAGGAAAAUGGAAUCUUCCGUGGAAGAAUUAAUUUCAGAUCAUCUGCUGGCAGUAUUCAAAGCAGAGAGUUUUAAUUUCUCAUCCUCGGGACGAGAAGACGUAGACGUGAGAACAUUAGGAAAUGGAAGGCCCUUUGCAGUUGAGCUUCUGAAUCCUCAUCGAGUGCAUUUCACCUCACAAGAAAUGAAGGAGCUCCAGCAGACAAUUAAUAAAUCGUCUGACAAAAUCCAGGUCCGUGACUUGCAGCUUGUCACCAGGGAAGCAAUAGGGCAUAUGAAGGAAGGUGAGGAAGAAAAGACUAAGACCUACAGUGCCUUGAUAUGGACGAAUAGAGCUAUCCAGAAGAAGGACAUUGGGUUCCUGGAUGACUUAAAGGACUUAAAGAUUGCCCAGAAAACACCUCUCCGAGUCCUUCACCGAAGGCCUUUGGCUGUGAGAACUCGGGCCAUUCACUCUAUGAAGACACACUACCUGGAUGAGCAUCAUUUUCGUCUGCAUUUGAAGACCCAAGCUGGAACUAGUUGGUAUUGCAUAAUCUUUUCCUUAAAGAGACCUAGCUACAUUAAAGAAUUUGUACAUGGAGACUUUGGGAGAACCAAACCAAACCUUGGCUCUUUGAUGAGCAUGACCGCAGACAUCCUUGAGCUGGAUGUGGAGUCUGUAGAUGUUGACUGGCCGCCUGCUCUGGAUGACUAGCUCCCACGUGUGAACACAAAAGGCUUUCCUGGCAUGAUGUGGACAUACAGGCAGCAUAUCCUGGAAAAUGACUGCUUACCCACCAACACGGUGUCUUCAAAACCACUUGGAUCAUGUUGAUCUGUUCCUAAAGUUCACUGUAACAUCUCAGGAUCUAUUUGUACGCAUAUUUUGUUUUGUGUUGUGUUGUUCUAAGAAUGUCUUACGUUUUCUCAUUCCCUGUCUCAUGAUCACAAAACCAAAAUAGGAGGAAUCAAACCAUUUUCCUUCUAAAGUCUGUUACUUAGAGAGAUAUGUAAUGGGAGGCACUGUCAGUCAGGAGAGCUGGGACUUCUAGCAUAAUCUCCUACAGGAGACGACACCUUUAAAGUAAUUUGCUAAAGCUUGCAGAUCAUCUGAAUAAAUGUUACAACUAGACUCAUGUAGAAGAGUGUCCUAUAAUAUUCCAAUAUGUCAAACGUAAAUCUGAUUCUAAUAUUUUCCAGUUACUCUCAAACAAGCUUCUAUUAUCAAUAGAAGUUCUUUAAGGAAUGAUUUGUCAUAGUCCUUAUGACCUCAAGUUACUAUUUUGACAAUCGAAAAUUGUCAGUAUGUGUCUCCUGCAAAGGCAAGUGACACCUUACCACUGGAGGCGUACUCUAGACACUGCCUACCUCUUUUGUCUUUUAUGUAAAGAGAAACAAGUGCCUUCAUUAACUUUUGUCCCAGAGUUACAAAUUUGAAAAUUCGAUAAUGCUAAACAAAUACAAACAUAUUUCGAUGUUUCAAUUAUUUUCCAAUUUCAAAUGUUUUCUAAUUUCAAGUGGUCUAUCUAACAUCUAAUUACAUAAACAAGGAAACAAAAGUUAAAUGACACACCUAGUUACUCUUGUAACAGGUCUGGAGCUGAUGUUGUGUCUCCAGGGGCCUUUCUAAAACCCUUGUAAGGAGGAGCACCUGCAUCUCCGGUGGAUGACAGUGCCCUCAGGAAGGACAGUUAGGCUUACAAAGCCAGGAGGUCGGCUUCUGGAACUUGGAUAUCAAGUGGCGCCCCCAAGAAAUGGCUAAUGGUAUGUCUUAUAUGAUCUCAUAAUUGUCACUUGUAAUGGCAUGGUGAAGAGAAAUCUUAAACAUAUUGAACCAGAAGAAUUAAUCAUCAAAAAUACCAGAAGGGAAGCUCAAUAAAAUUUUGACUUAAGUAAAAUUUUCGUCAGCUAGUGCAACUUCUUGACUUUUUUUGAUGCAUUGAUUUGAAUAGCAUUUGAUUAUUCACAUUUCUCAUCUUUGCACACAAUUCAUACUGACUCUGAAAGAUGGAUUAUGUCAGGAAGAUGUUUUUGAUUGAGAUGAAAGGGCAGCCUGCUCCUUUGAAACCUUGUUUCAUCAUGUGUGAAUAAUAGCAAAGGGUUUUUCAUUGUCAGAAAAUUGAAAAGGAGAUAACAGAAACUAACUGAUAAAAAGUGAAAAGUUAGACUUCUGUGUAGUGUUUCUCAGCUUCUGAUGAAAUUUUGCUAAAAGAUUAAAUAAUUUGGGAAAAGUCUUUGAGCAUUUUUUUUUAGCUUAGUUUUGAAUGUACUGGACCCAAAACCUGAAGGUCAGGAACUUCCAGCAAAGCAUUCCUUGAAUUAUUUCCUGUUGAAAGGUAAACAGUAGCUAUAGACAAUGUCUUUGGGACAUGAGGACACAGGGCUAGGAAGUCUUGUGGGUUUGCUUCCCUUGGCUUACAGUGUAUCCUCUUCUACAUGCUUUGUUUAAAUUAGAAGCAAUGUUUAUGUCGUUUGCAGAAUGAGCUCUCUGUUCUUAUCUAUGUUGCAGAUAUAAUCUGUAGCUUAUUUUCAGAAGAAAAAACAAAAAACACCCAAUUCUGGAGAGCUAGAGAAAGCAAGGAAAAAAAAAAAGAAUUGAUAAAGGAGAAUAAUCUUCCUAGUAAGAUAACUGGUUACCUUUGCAAGUUAGAUGAAGUGACUUAACAAGUUAAAUUUCUAUUUCCUAAAAGACAACAAGCAUUUUCUUUCACUUGGUGCUGUAUUCUUUGUUUUUAAAUUUAUUUUUGCCAGUCUCAUACAUGAAUAUAACACAGUGGUCACACUUACCCAGUCCUUUUUCUAUAUUAUUUCCAAGACAGGGUUUCUCUGUAGUCCUGGUUGUCCUAGAGCUCACAAGUUUCUGCCUUCCUCCAAGGCACUGGGAUUCAUGGCCUGUACCAGCACACUGACCCCUACUU